AUGAGCAAUAGAUAUAAUCAUGAUGAAUAUAGCUUGAGAAGAAGUAUCAAUAAUACGCUUAGAAGUAAAUCAAGUUUUUUAAAUAAUCGUGAUGAAAAUAAUCAAAAUAUUACUUUAAAAAAAUUUGUGCCAAAUAUAGAUAAUUUGAAAAAUGAAAAUAAUGUAAGAAAAAAUGAUAACGAUAAUAAAUUUGAAGAAGAUGAAGAAGGCUUAAAUAACAAACAUCUUGAGCAGCUAAUAAAAAAAACGAUAAAUAUUGAUUUAGAAAAUGAAGGUAUAUCUACAAAAACUACAAGCAAAAAUAAAUAUAAUAAUAAAGAAUAUCCUUCUCAUGCUAUUGACCCAGCGACGUUAAAUAAUAAUGUAAAUUUAUUAAAUAUAGAAGCUUUGAAUUUAUGUAAAGAAGAAAGUUUAGAAAAAAAAAACAAAGUCAAAACUUCCAUUGAUAUAUAUGAAUUAAAUAAUAUAAGUAAAAAUAUUUUCUACAAUAAAAAAUGUGCAUCGGGUGAUGUACACUUUUUACCAUUAACAUUACCAUUCUUUAAUAAAAAUGAAAAACAGAAAAAAAUAAGAAAACUACUUCUAGAUAAGGAACCUUUCUUUUUUUCUAUCCAAUUACCAAAUAUGUUACCUGCUCUUUUAUCAAAGGAAGAGGAAGAACAAAAUGGUGAACAAACAAAAAAUGAUACAAAACAAAACGAUCAAACAGAAAAAAAUGAGAAAAAGAAAAAAAGUAUAAUUAAUAAAUCUUCUACGAAUGAUUCUUAUCAACUUAGCAAUAUCCAUACAAUACCAAAUGGAAAAUUUGCAAAACUCAUUAUUUAUAAAAAUAAAAAAAUUAAAAUGAAAAUAAAUGAUAUAUUGUUUGAUAUUAAUGAAGGAUCCGCUUGUACCUUUUCUCAAGAAAUUGGAUGUUUUAUAAAAGAAAAUUCAGAAUUUAUUUUUUUAGGUAACUGUGAUUAUAAGUUAGUAGCAACACCAAAUAUUGAAAGGAUAAUACAUAAGAAGUAA
Molecule: messenger RNA, 1011 nt
Organism: Plasmodium falciparum 3D7
Lineage: Eukaryota; Apicomplexa; Aconoidasida; Haemosporida; Plasmodiidae
Product: DNA-directed RNA polymerase III subunit RPC4
Biological process (GO): transcription by RNA polymerase III
Cellular component (GO): nucleus; RNA polymerase III complex
Molecular function (GO): DNA binding
Source: RefSeq, a predicted model, not a curated record